AUGUCCAACAUGGAGGACAACAAGAUUGACAAAGGCAACACUAUGUUGCAAAGCAAUGGUUCGUCCAGCGAACUAUCCAGCUCCAUAGGUCCCGAUGGUGGGCCUGUGUUGCUCGUUUACGGCAUCAUCAUUGUCAUGUUGGUCAGCAUUUGUGUUGGCAUCAGUCUGAGCGAACUUGCUAGUGCACUUCCGAACGCAGGAGGACAAUACUUCUGGGCUGCUCGAUUGGCUUCGAGAAAGUACGCCAGGUUCUCGAGCUAUCUAACUGGUUGGUUUUCCUGGGCUGGUGCUAUCUUCUCAUGUGCAUCAACUACUAUCGGAGUCGCAAGUGGACUAGUCGGCUGCUGGCAGCUCUCUCAUCCCGAUUACAUUGUCAAGGAUUAUCACGUCUUCGCGACUUACCUCAUUCUCACAUGGAUCUGUUUCUUGUUCAACUGCUACGGCAAGAUCUUACCCUCGGUCGCUACUACCGGCCUUUACUGCUCUCUGAUCUCCUUCGUUGUGAUUCUGGCCACUGUGCCCGCGACAGCACCCAAUCAUCAGUCUCCCAAGUUCGUUUUCGCAACUUUCAUCAACAACACUGGAUGGAGUAACGCCGGAAUCGCCUUCAUCACCGGCCUGAUCAACGCCAACUGGGCAUUUGCCUGCCUCGAUUGUGCAACUCACCUCGCGGAGGAGGUCCAUCAACCUGAACGUAUGAUACCGAUUGCAAUCAUGGGCACAGUCGCUAUUGGAUUUGUUACCAGCUGGUGCUUUGUUAUAUCCAUGCUGUUCAGCAUUAUCGGGGAUUUCCAGGAUGUCGCCAACAGCUUGACCAGAGUCCCAAUCCUUCAACUUUUCUACAACGCUCUGAACAACACCGCUGGAGCCAUCGUCCUCGAGGCUUUGAUCAUCUGCACAGGUCUGGGCUGUGUCAUUGCUGGACAUACUUGGCAGAGCCGCCUCUGUUUCUCAUUCGCUAGAGAUUCUGGAGUGCCUGGCCAUAAGUGGCUUCAGAAGAUUGACCCCAAGCUGGAUGUCCCCCUCAACGCGCAUUUCACGAGCUGUGUUAUUGUCACUGUUGUCGGCUGCAUGUACCUGGCAUCUACAGCUGCAUUCAACGCAAUGUCUAGUGCAUGUAUUGUUCUGCUCUAUAUCUCCUAUGCCAUCCCGGUUAUCUGUCUCUUAUGCAGAGGCAGGGAGCAAUCGCUCACUGGACCCUUCAAUCUGGGAAUAUUUGGCCUCGUCUCCAACUACGUCCUGCUUGCGUGGACGGUAUUUACAUUGGUCUUGUAUUCGUUCCCGACAUACAUGCCAGCAACUGCCGGAAACAUGAACUAUGUCUGCGUCGUAUACGCCGUUGUAUUCUUUAUCAUCGCGGUCGAUUGGACUUUCAGAGGCAAGAAGCAUUACAGAGGAGAGGAGGAGAGGCAGGUCGAUGUCGGGCAUAACAGUAUCUUUGUGAAACCAGGCCUGUCGAAUGCAUGA
Molecule: messenger RNA, 1467 nt
Organism: Aureobasidium uvarum
Lineage: Eukaryota; Fungi; Ascomycota; Dothideomycetes; Dothideales; Saccotheciaceae
Source: the annotation of a GenBank genome assembly